CCGCUGGGCGCUUUGAUAUUGCGUCAUUCCUGCGACUUCCUGUUUCCAAUAUGGCUGCGUCCAGGCUAGAGAUCAAUUUUAUCAGGUUAUUAUCGCGUUGUGAAUCUAUUGCUUCCGAAAAAAGAGGAGAAAUGGAAUGGAGGCUGGAGAAGUAUGUUGGGGCCUUGGAGGACAUGCUGGUGGCUUUGAGAAAGAGCCCAGGCAAACCUACUGCAGAGAUCCUGACAGACUAUACACGUAAAGUAGACUUCCUCAAAGGCCUUAUAGAGGCUGAGAAGCUGCCAUCACCUUCAGAGAAAGCUUUAGCUAAUCAGCUCCUGGCACCAGGUCGCACGCCCACCAUCUCCAGUGAGAGGAUGUCGGCCACCAAGACAGUACACAUGCAAAGUAAAGCACGGUGCACAGGGGAGAUGCGCUCUGAGCUCUUUGGCACUGGUGCUUCAAGUGCAGGUUCUGGAACAGAUCUGAGACAUCGGAGCCGCAGUGUCCCAGCAGAUGAGUGCGAGAGUGCAGCUGAGCUGGAUGCUGUACUGCAGCACCAUCACAGUCUGCAGGAGAAACUGGCUGAGGACAUGCUGAGCCUCGCACGCAACCUGAAGAACAACACACUCGCUGCACAGAACAUCAUUAAACAGGACAAUCAGACUCUGAGUCAGUCCAUGCGACAGGCAGAUAUGAACUUUGAGAAGUUGAAGACUGAAUCGGAGCGACUGGAGCAGCAUGCGAAGAAAUCUGUCAACUGGCUGCUGUGGCUGAUGCUCAUAUUAGUCUCAUUCACCUUCAUCAGUAUGAUUCUGUUCAUCCGCCUCUUCCCCAGACUCAGGUGAUGUGGCCUGACUCAAACAGCGCGUUUAAAACACACACACACACACACACGUGUGUGUGUUUUGCAUAUGCAAACUCCCCCGAAGGCCUGGAAGUGACUUGUAAGGAUCCUGUACCAUUUUAACAGCAAGCAUGGCCAAUGUUCCUGCUUUAACACUAAUCCCAGUUCUUUAUACCUGAUUCAUUAACGCCUGUAGAAGAUAGUCUUACAGUCACACUUUGUCUGCAGUCUAGAAGCCACUGAGUGAUCGACACAUGAAUGCUGAUGUUGUCUGGAAUAAAGAUUUUAGUCUUGGACUAGGACAUGUCUUUGGGUGAUCAGCAAACAGACCUCAUUGACUCAUCACAUCCUUAUACUGGGCUCUGUGCUGUGGCACCUACACAAGCAUCCUGGGGUUAAACAAAUAGAAAAUGGACUCAAACUGUGUUAAUGUCUAUUGUAGAAAUGUGUGCAGGACUGUGUCUCUCUUUUAUCGUUUCUUUCUAAAUCACAUUAACUGCA
Tachysurus fulvidraco (yellow catfish) is the source of this 1327-nucleotide messenger RNA. It is a transcript of the gene use1, whose product is annotated as unconventional SNARE in the ER 1 homolog (S. cerevisiae). The transcript has 8 exons. Gene Ontology annotation, molecular function: SNAP receptor activity. Gene Ontology annotation, biological process: retrograde vesicle-mediated transport, Golgi to endoplasmic reticulum. Lineage: Eukaryota; Metazoa; Chordata; Actinopteri; Siluriformes; Bagridae. The coding region runs from base 51 to 827 and encodes 258 amino acids. Gene Ontology annotation, cellular component: SNARE complex; endoplasmic reticulum. The record is from RefSeq and is a predicted model, not a curated record.